AUGACUGAUCUCGAGAGUCCGCAGAGUGGUCAGCCUCCACUUAAGCUCGACGGGCUCUCGAUCGAGCAGCUAGACGCUUUUACCGAUAAUGAGAUGGAGGAGAAGCUCGCACUUACCGCUCUCCCGACAGAGAUUGUGGAGAAGAUUGCCGAGCAUCUCCCACUCUGUGACCUGAAGCAGUUGCGACAAGCCUGCAAGCAACUCGAGACCCAAACUAUUCAUUACUUCACUAGGAAGUACUGCACGCGAAAGCACGUCAUAAUCUGUCUGACCCAGCUCCGCUUUCUUGUCGAACAAGCCCGCAAUACCAAGUUCGGAGGUAAGCUCAAGGAGCUCAUCUUCGAAACUUCAGAUGACGUUCACAUGGACCCACUACAAAAGCAAAAUCUUGAGUACCGCCUCAAAGAUUCUCUCAUCAGCAAGGCCAACCACUGCCUCUUAACAGCCUUCAACAAUCUCCCUGCGUUGUCCAAGGUCAGUAUGGUCUCCGAGUCCAUGCACGCAGAAAAGCCCCUCACCUGCCAUGCCACUAUGAUCUUGCUUGCUCUUCAGCACAGGAGCAACAGUUACCACUUGAAGAUCCUAGAGCUUCCAGUCAAUGGUAACUUCGUGUGCUGGGACCUCUUCAUGAAACUCAACCAUUGGUACCUCAAAGGCCCAGCAGACCCUCCAACGCCUAUCAGCACCAUCACCUCGCUGAAGCUAGCCCUAAACGGCCGCUUCGACGGAUUCAACACCGCACAUUACUCCAACGACCGCGCAGCGAAAUCAAUCCAGUCCUUCUUCUCUGGUCUCUUCGCCCUAGAGUCCCUUUACCUCCACCUCGGCGACAUCGACUCACCCACAGAAGCGGCAAACUUAGGUGCUGUUACUAAGCUGAUCAUCAACAUGAAAUGGCCGAAGCUACAGCACAUCCACUUUCGGGGCAUGGCGUUCACAGACGGGUCCUUCAGACGCUUCUACCACACCCACAAUAUUCGCACCCUAAGUCUACGGGAAGUGGUCUUUGGUCCUGAGUGCUUUGCAAAGGCCUGUGGCAUGCUUUGUAACGACUCAAACUUGGAGCAUCUCAAGUUCCGCGAUCUCUUUGAGGUGGGUCCGCCUGGCCUUGCGAUUACGGCGGCAUCGAUGAUACUUUUCCCGGAUACGGAGGGCGAGACGACUAUCCUAGUUGCGGAGAAGGGGGAAAUCGAUGAUAAGCUGCAGGAGUUUCUUUCUGUAGAGGAUGCAGCAACCUUAGUCGAGUUUUAG
Messenger RNA from Mytilinidion resinicola, 1251 nucleotides. RefSeq lists its product as uncharacterized. Lineage: Eukaryota; Fungi; Ascomycota; Dothideomycetes; Mytilinidiales; Mytilinidiaceae. Gene Ontology annotation, molecular function: protein binding. The coding region runs from base 1 to 1251 and encodes 416 amino acids. The transcript has a single exon. The record is from RefSeq and is a predicted model, not a curated record.